Messenger RNA from Candidozyma haemuli, 1629 nucleotides. It is a transcript of the gene DHH1, whose product is annotated as DExD/H-box ATP-dependent RNA helicase. Gene Ontology annotation, cellular component: cytoplasmic stress granule; P-body. Gene Ontology annotation, biological process: P-body assembly; cytoplasmic stress granule assembly. The transcript has a single exon. NCBI's taxonomy places the organism in Eukaryota, Fungi, Ascomycota, Pichiomycetes, Serinales, Metschnikowiaceae. Gene Ontology annotation, molecular function: mRNA binding; RNA helicase activity; ATP binding. Bases 1 to 1629 code for a protein of 542 amino acids. The record is from RefSeq and is a predicted model, not a curated record.
AUGUCAGAUUGGAAAAGCAAACUAAACGUGCCGGCAAAGGACACAAGAAAACAGACAGAAGAUGUCUUGACGACACAUGGCAAGACUUUUGAAGAUUUCAACUUGAAGAGAGAAUUAUUGAUGGGCAUUUUCGAAGCUGGUUUCGAAAAACCCUCUCCUAUCCAGGAAGAGUCCAUUCCAAUGGCUCUUGCGGGCAGAGACAUCUUGGCCAGAGCAAAGAACGGUACUGGUAAGACUGCCUCUUUUGUCAUUCCCUCCUUGCAGCAGGUUAAGCCUAAACUUAAUAAGAUCCAGGCCUUGAUUCUCGUUCCUACUAGAGAAUUGGCUUUGCAGACGUCUCAGGUCGUCAGAACUUUGGGUAAGCACUUGGGUAUCCAGUGCAUGGUCACCACCGGUGGUACCAACUUGCAAGAUGAUAUUUUGAGAUUGCACGAAACCGUCCACGUGCUUGUGGGUACCCCAGGCCGUGUUUUGGACUUGGCCUCGAGAGAUAUUGCCGAUUUGUCCGAAUGUCCUCUUUUUGUUAUGGACGAAGCCGAUAAGAUGUUGCUGAGAGAGUUUAGAAACGUCAUUGAACAGAUCCUUUCAUUUUUCCCAGCCGGCAGACAAUCGCUCUUAUUCUCUGCCACCUUCCCUUAUGCUGUCAAGUCUUUUAUGGAUAAGCACUUGACGAAGCCUUACGAGAUCAACUUGAUGGACGAGUUGACCUUGAGAGGUAUUUCUCAGUUUUACGCUUUCGUUGAGGAAAAGCAGAAGUUGCAUUGCUUGAACACUCUUUUCAGCAAGUUGCAAAUUAACCAGUCGAUCAUUUUCUGUAACUCUACAAACAGAGUGGAGUUGUUGGCUAAGAAGAUUACCGAAUUGGGCUACUCAUGUUACUACUCCCACGCCAAGAUGCCUCAAUCAGCCAGAAACAAGGUUUUUCACGAAUUUAGACAGGGCAAGGUCCGUAACUUGGUGUGUUCCGAUUUGUUGACCAGAGGUAUCGAUGUCCAAGCCGUUAAUGUUGUUAUCAACUUCGAUUUCCCUAAGACCGCCGAGACCUACUUGCACAGAAUUGGUCGUUCCGGUAGAUUCGGUCACUUGGGUUUGGCUAUCAACUUGAUGUCUUGGAAUGACAGAUACAAUUUGUAUAAAAUCGAGCAGGAAUUGGGUACCGAAAUCAAGCCUAUCCCAGCUAACAUUGACAAAUCGUUGUAUGUCAACGAAGACGAGGAAACCAUUCCAAAGCCAUUCAAGCUCGAUGAGUUGCCAAAGACCAAGGAUCACACCAAGAAUGGCUACGAGUACCAGGGCCAACCUCAAAUUCCACCACCAGGCUUCCCACAAGGCGUCCCUCCACAGGUAGCCCAACAGCUCCAACAACAACCUAUUCCACAACACUUACAGCAUCCUCAGCAGCCUCAGCAGCUGCCCCAGCAACAACCUCAGCAAGUUCCACAGCCACCCCAGGGCCAACAAUUUAACGGCCAACAAGGUGGUCCACAAGGUGUUCCUCAAUACCCUCAAUACGGCCAGUUCCCUCCUCAAUACGGGUUCCCACCUCACAUGCAAGGUCCACCCCAAUUUAAUGGACACCCUCAGCAGUUUAGCGGUCCACCACCCCAGCAGCAGCAGCAACAGCAAUAG